This is a messenger RNA of Grosmannia clavigera kw1407, 3303 nucleotides long. RefSeq lists its product as uncharacterized. The record is from RefSeq and is a predicted model, not a curated record. The transcript has a single exon. Bases 1 to 3303 code for a protein of 1100 amino acids. NCBI's taxonomy places the organism in Eukaryota, Fungi, Ascomycota, Sordariomycetes, Ophiostomatales, Ophiostomataceae.
AUGUCGGCCAACACACCGCUGCCUGUCCCGUCCAAGGCGGCUCUCCGGGCGCUGCGCGGUAUUGUUCUCGGCACAUCAUGCACGCUCGCACUGAUCACCGAAGACCGGCGGCGCCGCAUUAAUAUGGCCCGCAGCGCCAUCCACAACGGCAACUGUAUCCGGUCGGCUCGACGAUACCAUUCCGACAGCAAUGCGCUGGCCGACGCUCUCGAGGAAGAAGGCAGUCUGACAGUCGAGAAUGGUGUGGUCCAUUGGAAGGCUGCCGAUACCAAUGCGCAGCGGCUGUCCCGACAGGAACGGCUGCUUCUCGCAGCGUCGACACCCAGUGCCGAAGAGAAGGACAAGCCAGGGCCGGUGGAACAGCCCCAUACGCAACAGCUCGACUCGCGCCACAUACAGCAGCCACUUCCUUCCCUUGUGCAGCAGGCCGACGGGUACAAGUCCCGGAUACGGCCAAUGUUGCGACCGCAGAACGCUGUCCCCAACGGCACCGCUGCUGCUGCUGUCGGACUCGCUGACCUGCCUGUUGUAACUGCCCAGCUUGUCGAGCUGAUAGCGGCAGACAGUCCGGCCAGACUGGAAGCGGCCGUAAAGGUGCUGCUGUCUACGGAAUGCUUGUUUUCCAGCUCUUCCGAGGAUGCUCUAUCUAUUCCUGCAGACCAGUUACAGGCUCUCCGGGAUGCAUCUUCUGCUCUCUGUCGAGGUUGUCAGGAAGCGGGUCGCAUGGAUCUUGCGCAGGAGGUCUUGCGGCUAGCGGUACAGAACCUGCAGCUCGACGAGGAGGCAUACUUUGCGCACAAUCCCCUACCAGUAGUAGCUUCUCUCAUUCCGUCGAACGAGCUCAUGGCCGCCAGAGAAAAGAGUGAAGAUACAGAAGCAGACAAUGACGCUUUGGACGAUACGGCUGUCCGGCAGCUGCGAAAAGCGAUAUGGUUAUUCCUGCCUCACCUGGUGGGGUCGCGGUCUCGAUCAGCAACGGAGUUCGUUCCGCUGGCACGGCAGCUGCUGGAACGUGCCUUUGCAGUGGGCAAGCGGCGGCUAAUCAAGAGCGUAUACGCAGCCAUUGUGGCAUACGACGGGGAGAUGUCGGGGCUCAUGCUCUGGUACAUCAAGCGGCUGCACGAGACCGAACGGUACAAGCUGAUUGUGUGGGCGUACUUGGCCAAGCCAAAGGCGGCGGUCAAGCUGCCGACCAGCGGCUUUCUAGAGCUGGGCGACCGCGUGGUGGAUGCAGUGCGGCUGACCAAUACGGCCAAGGCGGGCGAGAUCCUGCGAUUUCUGUCGACGGUGCGGUCGUCGGACCGGCAGAUGCGCACGUCUUGGGUGACGGAGCUGCUGCACUGCCAGUGGCGAAAGGGGCAAGAUUACGAGGCGGUGCAGCAGCGGUUCACGGCGCUGGUGACGAGCAAAGGUGGCGGGCUGGCAGCAAGAGUACACUACCCAGACGGGGUGUACCGGGUGAUGGUGCAGAUUGCGCUGGAGGCAGGCCGAACAGACGAGGCCGAGGACUUCUUAGCGACGCUCAGAGCAACAAACGCGGCGAUGGCCGAUGACAUCCGGGUGCAGGGGCUCUUUGCGCUACAGCAGGCCAAGCAGGGCGACUGGGAGGGGGUGCGAGCACGGUUCGGGAUGGCAGUGACGGCAGCCAUGUCGUCAGGGGGUCGGGGUCUGGUGGCCGAGGACACGGAGCGGGUGUUUGUGCCGAUUGUGAAGGAGUACACACGAACGCACACGAUCGGCGAGACAGAGGACUUUCUCAAGAGCUACAUCGACGGGCUAGGCAUCCCGCCAGGUCGACGACUGGUCACACUACUGGCCCACGAGUACGGUGCAUUGCGAGAGGUGCAGUCGUUUGUCGGCUGGCUGGAGUACUGUGCCCAGGCGGGCUUUGAAGUGGACGCGGCCUUCAGCAACGCGAUUCUCAACAGCUGCCGCAAGCACUGGAAGUUUGGGUUCCGCGAUCUGCGCACAAUGUACCGCAAGCUGUGCGUGCUAAGCCCCAACUUUGAGGACCGGGUGACGCAGACGAUCAUGACGCACGCAGCCAUCUCGGACGCCCGGUACAUGGGCCGGCCGGUCAAGGGACGCAUUCUGUCGCUGCGGACGGGGGGCAAGCGAAUUGUCGGCAGCACGGUGACGCCAAUCGGGAACGUCGGCACUGUCGGCACCAUCAGCACUGUCAGCACUGCCAGCACGGCGAGUACGGCCAGCUUUGUGUCGCCGCUGUCGAUGUCGGGGCGCUUCCUGGACGAGGAGAGCCUGUUUCUGAGCAUGAAGCACGCCUUUGCCACGGGCAUGGUGUCCAAAGCCGUGCGGCUGUACCGACGAGCGACACACAGCGGCGUGCAGGCGAGCGAGCGGUGUCUGAAGCUAGCCGUAGCCGCAGCGACGCGUCAGGCCAGCGGACGAGGCAGCUUCGACACGGCCAUCGAGCUGCUGCGGACGGCCCAGCUGGGCGGCCAGGAUAUUGACGGUGCUGCCGCCUAUGUGGCCGUGGCCUGCAUCGACGUCGAGGGCCCGGCUGCGAGUGCUCGGCGUGGCCGAAACGGUGCUGCUGCGGCUGUGCAGUCGAUCCUGGCUCAGCUCGAGGCCAGCGAUGUGCGCGUGUCCGACCUGGCCCUCAACCGUGCCGCCUUCUGCGUCUUCAAGGCCGGCCACAUGCGCGGUGCCGUCGCUCUCGCCCUGUCGGCCGCCAACACCCCCGUUGCUGGCGGUCGGCCCGGCUACAACGUCUGGAACUUUGCUGUCCUCAUCGCUGCCUAUGCUCGCCUGGCCGACGCCGAGGGCCUUCGCAUGACCGUCGACGCUGCCACCGCCGCCGUCCUGGCUGAGCGCCUCGCCUACAACGCCCUCAAGCAGGCCCGCCGUCGGCUGCGCCUCAUGGGGGGCACAGCUCAUGUUCCCCCUGUUGAUGAUAUGGACGAAUCACGUGACUUUUACGACCCCCAUAGCAACAGCAGCCGCGCCCUGCUCGCCGUCGAGCUCGGCCUCGACCACGCCCGCCGCGUCCGCCGCCGCCUCAGCAGCCAGCGCGUUCAGGUCGAGGCCGCCACCAUCGACAUUAUGCGUCGCGCCGCCCUCGACGCCGGCUGCGCACCCGUCGACUUUGACGACGUGCCGUUCCUGCACCGUCGUCCGUCUGCUGACUCAGCCGAUGCCCCACAACACCCCGUCGUCCACCACCAUACCGACAGCCUCGACAGCCUCGACCUCGACGGCUGGGAGCUACCCGACGUACCGGCCGCCGCCGCCGUCGCGACAGGACCGCCCUUGGCCGCGCCCUUGGUGGCCUGUCCAACUUAG